UUGGCUCCAGCGAAGCUUUGGAAAGCGGGGUGAGCCUUGUGAAGCCCGGGCUCAUUCUCGCCAUGGGUGAGCAUCAUGAGCCCCUGCUUUCCUUGCACCGGGUGGAACCUUGUGCUAAAGCCAAAAGGCCAGUCCAGACUCCUCUCCAAGCCAUUGCAUCUUAUUUGGAUGUUGCUUUCACAGUGACGGAAAGAGGCAGUAGUGUCAGCCAAGAAAUCCGAGCAGGCUUAGUUACUUGGGUGACGAUGAGUUAUAUCGUUGUUGUGAAUCCCAUCAUUCUCAGUGCCAAAUUUGCAGAUGGGAGCUCUCCAAUCUCCUUCCAUGCAGCUUGCAGAGCCACAUGCUUGUCAGCAGCCUUCGCAUCCGGAUUUGUAGGACUUGCAGCAAACCUGCCUUUUGGACUGGCAGCUGGCAUGGGGCUGAACUCAUACUUGCGGUAUGGCAUCAUCGACAGACUUGGCCUUGGGCCUGAGGGGGCCUUGGCGGCUUGCUUUAUUCAGGCAGUUCUCUUUGCUCUUCUUGCAGCCAGUGGAGCUGUUGACCGCGUGCAAGGGGCUUUGCCUUCUGCUUUGAAGUCAUCAAUCACCGUAGCCAUUGGUGUGUUUCAGGCCUUUGUUGGGCUUCAGCUGAUGGGACUGGUUGUGAAGAGCGACACUACUUUGGUCGCACUUGGUGAUUUGUCACAGCCCAAUUUGUGGUUGGCCUUCACCGCAACAUUGCUUGUUGCUGGCCUUUUGAUCAGAAAGGUCACUGGGGCACUGCUCCUAGGAAUUUGUUUCACUGCAGCAGCCUCAUACCUUCUUGGUUUGCCCAAUCCGAACCAGGAUCCAUCCGGUAGUCUUUCAGCUGGCGCGGACCUUCCACGCGUCUUUGACUUGGACUUCACUCCGAUGUUGGAGAAGCCUCAGGAAUUUGGGACUGCGGUGUUGUGCCUCCUUUUCAUCGUUGUCUUUGACACAGCAGGCGUGCAGCAUGGCAUUGGUCAGCAGGCCGGGCUGCUGGACAGACAUGGCUUUCUCCCUGGAGCAAAGUAUGGAUACCUGGGAAGUGCUUUUGGCACUGGCUUGGGUGCCGUUAUGGGCACCAGUCCAGUCAUAAUCCACAAUGAGUCUGCAGCUGGUGUUCAAGAAGGUGGUCGAACUGGGCUCUGUGCUAUGACCACGGCAGUGCUCUUUCUCCUCUCGCCGGUCCUGGUGCCAGUGAUCGAACUCAUUCCACCAGAGGCAACUGCACCAUGCCUAGUGCUGGUUGGCAGCAUGAUGAUGGGUCCUGUCAAAGACAUAGACUUCGGCGACUUGCGAAUUGCGCUUCCGGCUUUCCUCACGAUUUGUAUUACGCCCUUGGCGUACUCGAUAUCAUUCGGCAUUUUCGUAGGGAUCGCAUCGUACUAUGUGCUGGGUGGUGUUCUUUGGCUGGCGGAGGUGUCCUCACCAGGAGGCAAGCCAGUGCAGCCGAGGUUUUUGGCUGCAGAUGAUGAUGAACUAAUUCCAGAGGCACCAUGAGUUGUGGAUCUUUUUCUUGUGGAGUGUCCAAACACCCUGCGGAGGGUGAGGAUGGCACACAACAUGUGCACCAUCCUGCAUUUCUGAGGUCUCAAACAUGUCUGUCCCAAACGCAAGUAUAAUGAAACAGCUUGAAUCCAAC
Durusdinium trenchii is the source of this 1644-nucleotide messenger RNA. The record is from the annotation of a GenBank genome assembly. Lineage: Eukaryota; Dinophyceae; Suessiales; Symbiodiniaceae.